Molecule: messenger RNA, 621 nt
Organism: Mesitornis unicolor (brown roatelo)
Lineage: Eukaryota; Metazoa; Chordata; Aves; Mesitornithiformes; Mesitornithidae
Product: TOX high mobility group box family member 2-like
Exons: 3
Biological process (GO): regulation of transcription by RNA polymerase II
Cellular component (GO): nucleus
Molecular function (GO): chromatin DNA binding
Source: RefSeq, a predicted model, not a curated record
GCAUACAAGAGGAAAACAGAAGCGGCCAAGAAGGAGUAUCUGAAGGCACUGGCUGCGUACCGGGCCAGUCUCGUCUCCAAGAGCUCAGCCGACCAGGGGGAGACGAAAAGCACCCCGAGCAAUCCACCUUCCAAAAUGAUUCCCCCCAAGCAGCCUAUGUACCCAAUGCCACCGCAGGCUUCCUCGCCCUACCCCGGCCUGGGCUCGUUCCUGUCCCCAUCAGACCUGCAGAACUACCGCGGCCACCCGCACCCCAGCCUCUCCAGGACCCUCACCCCCAAACCCAUGCUGCCCAGCAUCAGUGCCUCCCCGCCUCCCUCCUUCCAGAUCAGCCCUCCCCUGCACCAGCAGCUCUCCUUGCACCCGCAGAGCUCCCUCCUCAGCCAGCCCCUCAGCAUGCAGCAGGUCCCCCAGCAGCCCCUCCUGUCCCCCCCCAUGGCACUACAGGUACAGCCCCCCAUGAACUCCUCGCCUCCCGGGCAGCAGGACUUCUCACACAUUUCGUCUGAGUUUCCAAACAGUGUUGGACCCCGCUCUCCUGGCGCAUCAAACCCUCCAGGCAGCACCGAGUGGGACGGCGACUACCCCAGCAGAGAGUGUGGGAUUAACCACUGCAGGCCA